AUGGGGUGCUCCACAAGCUCACAAACUUCCACUGUGGACCCAGCUCGACCAGGCAGCAAACGGGAGGAGGGUAAUGGGGCCAGCACCACAGGAGCUGCCAAUGAGAACGGAAACGUGGCAGAGGACAGUGUGACUCUCCCCGACCAAACCGUGGUUGAGGAGACUAAACCCCCGGAGGCCGCACCUGCCCCAGCCGCACCUGCCCCAGCCGCACCUGCCCCAGCCGCAGCCCCAGCCGCAGAGGAAACCCCACCAGCCCAACAGGAGUCCCAACCUGCGGCCAGCCCCCCUCCAGAUGCAGAGGCAGCCCCAGCGCCCACAGACCCACCAGCAGAGGGCAGCGCAGCACCCGAAACCAUGACAGCCCCCCCCUCAGAAGAACCAGCCCCUGAACCAGCUCCAGAACCAGCAGCGGCGGAGCCCAGCACGGAGGAGACACCAGCUCCCAGCGAGUGA
Knipowitschia caucasica is the source of this 456-nucleotide messenger RNA. Lineage: Eukaryota; Metazoa; Chordata; Actinopteri; Gobiiformes; Gobiidae. The record is from the annotation of a GenBank genome assembly.